Molecule: messenger RNA, 4001 nt
Organism: Periconia digitata
Lineage: Eukaryota; Fungi; Ascomycota; Dothideomycetes; Pleosporales; Periconiaceae
Source: the annotation of a GenBank genome assembly
CGCUACAUGCGACACGUAUCAGAUCAUCUUCUCGUCUCCAGUCGGGCGGGGUCAUUCAUCUUGAUUUCUCAAAUGUCGCAUGUGAGCCUUUACCAGCUGUUGCAGUGGGACUUUCAGUAACAUUCCCGUACACUUGCCUGCUUCGAUAUCAUCGGUUCUCUGCAGCCAUGAAUCAAGGUUCCGCUUCAAUACCUGCCUACUUCAAUACUACCCACAAGCUACCAUUGGACGUUUCCGAGCAGUUGUUCUAUCCUACAUUUUUACAAACAGAGUUUCUAGCAUGGCUGGACCCCAGAAAAUCUUGGCAGCUGCAUAUCCACGGUGGCCCAGGGCGUGGCAAGAGUACCUUGGCCGCCGUUUUCUCUAGGUAUUUGCGAGAGUACACGAAGCUUCCCGUAGCGACUUUGUACAUCGAACAAAUUACUCAGACCAGCGGCUUGGGAAUUUGCGCUGAGGAUGUUAUGCACAUGGUAACCGGGCAGCUGCUCCCAGCCAUACCUUCCCCAAGACCGCAAGUCCCGCAGAGAGACUCAAACGAAAAUUCAUUGCAACCUCUACAAGAUGCACUCACUCAUCUGUCUUCACAAAGUUCAAUCGCAUUCAUCAUCAUAGACGGGUUGGAUUACCUACCGUCUCCCGUUCAAAGUAGUCUGGAAACUCUCCUGCAAGGAUUGCAUAACGUCAAGAUAUUAGCUACAAGGCGAUCCCCAUUUCUCGAUUCACGUAGCGAAUGCUUUUGGGCAUGCGACAGCUGCACAGAAGGCGAUGUGAUAGAUCCGCUCAAUCUGUACUGGGAAUGCGAGCUCUGCGCCUCACUGUCAGAUCAGAUACCGGACUACGCGGAGCCCCAAACGCGUUGGAAUCUAUGCUAUGAAUGUCAUAACAAGGGUAUAGUAUGUCCCGUACAAGGGCACGAAAAUUCUCUGAUCGAACCCUAUCGAUACGUCAAUCUCUUGGUUCGCACUCUCAGCUUGAGCGAGCUUAUCAAGCAAGAUCUAUACCUACAAACUGGAGUAUCCACUGCUGCCAAUGCAGUAGAUCAGGACGAAAUCUACAGUCCUAUACAGAAUAUCAUGUAUGGUAACAUCAACCACGCAAAACUUCGGCUUGAUCAUGACCGAGAGCUGCUGAGUAUGCAGAAUGACAAGAACGAUCGACUCCCCAGUACUAUAGUUGCCUACUUUGACACGGAGCUGGAAAGGAUCGAACCGAACGACCCAUCACUGAGAGCACUGGUUAUGAUAGCUUUGGCAGCCACUGUGCCUCGCGACCAUCUGCCCCCCAACGAUGACGAUUCUAAUAUCGAUGAGAUAGAAGAGGUGCUCGCAAGAUGCGAUGGGGCAGUGACCGAUACAGACAUGACCAGUCAGUGGCCAAAUCUAAUGAGAGCGCUUCGUGCAGCACGUGGUCUCAUAUAUUUGGCCGAUCGCGAUGUACAUUGCUACGACGUAGACUUCGCAAAAUAUGUCGCCGAGGAUUGUAGCAGGGAUCUGAUUGAAGCGUACCAGCAGUUGGAUGUCAUACAGAAAGCAAUUGCAGCCGAGUGUUCAGAAGCGGAUGCAAUGUUUGCGGAAAGCGAAACUACGGCAAAUCUGGACAUAGCCGGCGAUUACCGGCCAUAUCACUCAAGUCUGAACGCACAGUUCUCUUCACUGGAUGACGGCCUAUAUCUUCCAGGAAAUGAGAAUUUCACAUCAACAAGCUCGCCUCCACCUACAAUUUCUCGAGGAACGAGUGCGGAUAGCGAUAACUCUGCGUCGAUCUCAAUAUCUUCAGUCUUUUCGCGUACCAGCACAAUCUCUUCGGUCAGCCCUCCAGAUGAAGUGGAUGAUUUCGUCGAAGACAAGACCCCAAGCAAUACAUUGGAAUCCGAAGAGAUAUCGCGGUCGAAGACUAUAUGCACCUAUUGCACAGAAAACAUAUUGGAGAGUAACUCGUUGCAAGGACUUCACAGAAAAGAUAGUAUUCAGUCAACCUCCUACACAAGCUCGCAGUGCUUGUUUUGCUCCACAAUCUACGAGUCUGAAAGCAUUGAUCCGGCUGGAAAACAAGAAGAAAAUGCAAGCUCUAUCCCGACUAUUUGCAAUUGGAGUUUACGGACAAGGGGUCGUAUCUCAAACCACGGGGACACACACUCGAUCAUCUUUCAGGAAUCCUCAUCGCAAGCACCAGCCAAGAGAUUUCACAUGCUGAUGGAACAAGACGUUUGUCGAGUAGCACGAGUAGAUGAUUUGGGGAAUUCCACACAUCCUCGAAAUACGGGUGAACAGAUCCGAACGUGGAUAUCAGCAUGCGACCACACGCAUCCCUAUUGCGUGCAGAUAGAUCCCGAGCCUUACACACCUAAGCGUCUCGUCGAUAUUGAUACAGGCUCGAGAGAUAUGAUUAGGGUGGUCAAUACUGCUAAACAUGGUAUUCGAGGACCGUACGCAACCCUUAGCCAUUGCUGGGGCAAAACUCGCUUUCUUGUUCUUCUUCCUGAUAAUGAAGCCCUUCUCAUGGGCAAGGGGAUAUCCACCUCCGAACUUGCCUUGAACUUCCGGGAAUCGAUCGAAGUGGCACGGUCUAUUGGAAUGAAGUACAUCUGGAUCGACUCGCUAUGCAUCAUGCAAGGACCUAGGGGUGAUUUUGUAGAGCAAGGGCAAUUUAUGCACAAAGUUUAUCGAUCUUCGUACUGUAAUAUUGUCGCGGCCGACUCGGCAGAUAGUGAGGGUGGGCUUUUUCGAGAGCGAAACCCUAGCGAUAUCGUCCCAGCCACAUACGAAGCGGAUGACGAGUCGCGGUUUGAGAAGGGAACAUGGAGAAUUCUCGACGAGAACCUUUGGAAUAAGGAACUUCUGGGGAGUCCUAUUUACACCCGUGCUUGGGUAUUCCAAGAGCGCAUGCUGUCCCCUCGACUCCUCCACUUUACCAAAUCACAAAUCUUUUGGGAUUGCAGUACGCUAAGUGCCUGCGAAGCAAUUCCAAAGGGUCUCCCACACGCCGUAGACAGACAUGCAGUCGUGGACCGGCACUGGCGCGGCCGUCUCAACGAAACUGUCGACGACCCAAACAGUCCCCCGCUGAUAGGCCCCAACGCCGAUUCACUGGAGAACUUCUGGAAAACAGCUCUACUCCGCUACACGAAGUGUAACCUCACGGACCAAAAGGAUAAGAGAGUGGCAAUAUGGAGUGUGGCGAAGCUAGUCCGCGACGCGCUGCAGCGCAAAGGUCCGGGCGAGGAGUACGGCGGCGGCCUCUGGGCUCGCAAUCUACACGAGCAACUAGCCUGGCGAGCCGCAUCUCCAUUCAAGAACGCGAGAUUGGAUAAACUGCAGAGUGGAUCACCGAGCUGGUCAUGGGCGUCAGUCAAAGGCCCCAUCCACGUCCAAGAUCGAUUAGUGAAUGAAAGGGAUUACGUUGUAGAAAGUCACCAAGGCGAACAUAUCGCUUUCAGGGUCAAAACUGGGAGUCGAGACAAAGAGCCGGAAUUGCAAGGGACUGGCUCCAUCGACAUGAACUGUUAUCUUGGACGCAGUGCUAUCGUUAAGAACAAUUCAUUCCUGACACAUCGACUCACGCUCGGCGAAGAAGUUUCAGACACGAUACAUGUAUUUCUCGACGAGACGCCAGAGCUGGAAAAUUUGCAAUCGAUGGAAUGCCACUUUGUCAUACUGGCUGCGAGUCUCGAUCGCCACCACAAAAUAACGCAGACUUCGUAUUCAGGUAUAGGGCUUGUUCUGGUCUCGCUCGACGCGUACAAGAUGCAGCAGCAAGCCAAGCUCACUGCGCUGGAGACUCUCAGAGCUGAAGGGCAAAGAACGGGUGUGGUAGACGAGGAAUUAGACAAUUGGUACGAAGCUUGCUCGGUUUGGAAUCAGGAGCUUUUGGCACGAUGCGAGUCGCUUGAUGUAUCGGAGCCGCAUUUCCGCAGGAUCGGGGCGUUGCAAUUCAGCGGCAUGUCUGCCAAUACUUGGGCGCAAAUUUCUGAUCCUGGGAGGAGUAAGUUUUGGUUGGAUUGA